UGAUAUUAGAGCUGAACGAUAACCCCACGGGCUCAAAGAUUGACAUCACUGGGAAAUCCCUAGAUCCCAUUUCAUCAGUUCAGCACAGGCAGACAUGAGUAGAUAUGAGUAAACAUAGUCAGUUUAUGCCCACAUAUAACCCGGCAAUGAAGCAGAGACGAACCUUGAACUCCAAAUCACAAUACACUGGUAUCCAUUGUACAGUUUUCUUACUGAUGCAGUAGGCAAGAAUCAGCUUUGACAAAAUGUCUACUAAUGAGGUACCAAACCCGCCACCCUACUAUGAGGCCUUUGCCAAGCCUGUCUACCCAGGUGCACAGCUGGCCUACUCAGCCGCCACCGAAAAGGCCGAAUCUGGUGUGCCAACAGUCGUCUCCUCUCCAGCUCUACCAUAUUUGGGCAUGAUUCCCAACGGGAUGAAGAUAGGGAAGCUCAUUGUGGUCAAACUCAUCGUGAAGCCUAAUCCUAAAAGGUUCCACGUGAACUUCCAAUGUGGCAUGUGUUCCAACCCACGAAGCGACGUCGCACUACAUUUCAACCCACGGUUUAAGGACAAGACGAUUGUGUUGAACACCCUGCGCAACACCCGAUGGGAUUGGCGUGAGCAGAGGCCCAAGAUUGGCUUCCCCCUCGUCCCGAACGGGACCUAUGAGAUCAUGUUCCUGUGCGAGAAAGACAAGUUCAAUGUCGCUAUGAAUGGCUUGCAUCUCUUUGAAUACAAACAUCGUCUGCCGUUUCAAAAUAUCAGCGCUCUGGAGAUUGCUGGCGAUUGCGACGUCAUCGAGGUCCAGUACAACUAAACAAGACUCGGAAUUGGUUUGGUGAGCAAUUUCCCUGGCAACGGCGGAGAGUGAGGCCUAUCUGUAGUUGAACAUUAUUUAAACAGAGAGUAACGGAUUAUUUCACAUUUGCGCGAUUGCAGGAUUUGAGUUCAGAAAGGCUCUUUUUGAAAUCUUCGAAGUCUUGGAUUUACAGACUUUACUGAUUGAGUUAUAUUUCUGCGAAAUGCUAUUUUUCUAUAUAUAUUUGUUCCUGAGAUAAUAUAUUUGUUUGUGAUUCAAGCUUUAAUGUUUUUCCUGAAGCCAAGUUUUGUUUUCAUUAAGAUUUGGGAUUUGUGAUUCUAAUUGUGAUUGUGAAGAUCAAUGAUUGUUCUGUAGCUCAUGAUGAUAACUUGUCAUUGUCAAAUAUUGUGAUAUCGGUAAUUUCUGGUGUCUUUGUAAUCCGUGAUGUUGUAGUUGCAGCUCAAGCGACAAAUGUAAAACAAUUGUAAGGAAAGGAAAAGCAUGGAGAAGGAAGUUCAGCAUAUUUGUUGAGCAUCGGAAUGGAUUUUGCUUUUAUAUAGUGGUAUUAAAUGACAACAACAACGAAGGAAGUGGUCUUUCUCCAUGGAGAUUCCGCUUACCGCUUACAGUUCUUUCUGUGUACAGUAGUAAAAUAAACAAACUGAAAUUAACAUUAAAACCGUUUUCCAAUUAAAAAACGAUAUUAUUUUAUUUUCAUUUACCCUGAUGAAAAUUUAAUGUUUAAGCAAUGUAUGUAUAUUUUGUCUUUGAAAUCUUGUUAAUAUAUUUUUUAUUUUGUUUUCCUUUUUUUGGCAGCAAAACGAUUUUUGGCAGAAUUUCACAAAUUUUUGGAUCACUUCUGGACUACACAUUACAUGAAAAUUAGCUACUGCUGAAUAAAGUAAUGUUUUGAUUAUAAGGUAUAUUUUAAUGUCAGCUUAAAAUAUUGCUCACUUUUGUUGGAAGUAUACAUGUAUACUGGACUUUGUUUGAUGACCGUAUAUAUAUAUAUAUAUAGAGAGAGAGAGAGAGAGAGAGCUUCAUGAUUAUACAACUUCAUAAUGUAUAACAGUUCAUAAUAUCUUCCUCCAUAUUGCAAUUUUAAUGGAAACCGUUUGAGUUCUCGCAGUUGUUAAGUUCAUUUAAGGCUUUGUAUACUACUGCAGGCUUUGCGCUACUUUGUGCUAAUAUAGAAGCUUAUCGAUAAGUUUAUGGUAAAGUAUGAAGAGUGACAACUCAAGUAUAGAAUUAAUUAAUUGUGUUCACCUUAAUUAGCUCCAGCUGUAAUCGCGGUGCUUCAUGUGGCUAAGUGGCUUAGUAGGCUUUGGGGUACUUAAUAAAAAUAGAUCCGGAAAUGUCCAUACAUGGUGGUGCAAAAAGAAGGAAACCAACUGUUGCCAGCAAUUUUCACCUACUUGUUGUGCAUAUUUCAAAAAUUCAAUUAAAUGGUAGUAAAAUAUUGAUCUUUAAACGUAAGUGACGAAGAGACAUUGCCAAUUAUGCGUAUUUUGCCUCUGAGAAUAAUGUCAUGUGCUAAACCUGUUUGUCCACGGACGGCAAUAUUCCAUCCGCUUGACUACAUAUGAGCACCGGAGCGUAAUUCAAAGACAAAAACACUACAUUUCAAACAAGGCUGAGCGUUUGUUUGGCCACAACUUUGAAUCCCCAAGAAACAUUGGUAAUUUAAAAGACAACACUCCGAGCAUAGGGACAGAGGCCGAGAGUUCCGUAUUGCGAUGAAUAUCUUACUUAAACGUCAUUUUCUGUUUCAAAAUAUUCUUAUUCAAAGGUUGCAAUUUAGUGACAUUUUCAAACGCUGUUUUGUUUUGAUCCGAAACAUUAACUGUAGAGGUUUAUUAGGAUGAUUUUCAAUUUGAAUAGUUUAAUGAAUAUAUACAGUUUGUAUUUAUAUGUUUGCAUGGCUUAAACGAUUAUAUUCAUUGUGCUUAUGGUUAUAUUACUCCCCUUCAUUUAUUUGGUUACUUACCUCGGCACUCACACUAAGCAAUACAUGAUUAAUAGUUCAAUUA
Patiria miniata (bat star) is the source of this 2812-nucleotide messenger RNA. RefSeq names its product galectin-4-like. Bases 246 to 800 code for a protein of 184 amino acids. Gene Ontology annotation, molecular function: carbohydrate binding. The record is from RefSeq and is a predicted model, not a curated record. NCBI's taxonomy places the organism in Eukaryota, Metazoa, Echinodermata, Asteroidea, Valvatida, Asterinidae. The transcript has 6 exons.